AAUCACAGAGCAGAGAGGACCCGCGCUGUUUGGCGCUGGUCGCCUCUCUGCCGCGACGUCUUGUUGACUCUGAACGGAGAUCUGCCGCUCUGCUGCCGCUCUGCUGCCGCUCCCUGCCGCUGCAGCGGACGUUAGCAGCCGCUUCUCCCCGGCUCAGAGGUGCUGCAGAACCGAGCCAGGACCCGGACUAAGAUCCGGACCAGGAUCAGAGCCAGGACCCGGACUAAGAUCCGGACUAGGACCAGAGCCAGGACCCGGACUCAGAUCCGGACUAGGACCAGAGCCAGGACCCGGACUCAGAUCCGGACCAGAGCCAGGAUCAGGACGAACCGAGGCCUGUGGCUCCUCCUCCUCUCUUCCUCUCCUGCAGCUCUCUUCAGAUGGAGGACUCGGAGGCGGAGCUGGCGGUGUCGGAGUCAGACGCCCUGGGCGCAGACUUCAUCACGGUGGAGCUGGACACGCAGCCCAUCGAGUACGUGGUGAAGUGGGCCGAGGUCGGCUCCAAGUUCACCAUUUCCUGCGUGAAGAAGGACUCUGAAGACGCAUCGGACCUGACGGCUGACCAGCUGAAGAUCGAGACGGACGAGGCCUUCUUUGCUCCGUACGAGGAGGUGUACCCCUGUGAGGUGACGGAGCAGAGUGUGGAGAUAAAGACGGACUCUGACGAUGAGGAGGAAGACACCGAGGAGGAGCAGGAGGUGCUGGUGGAGGCGGGGAGCAGCCAACUGGACGGCGAGGUUGACUCGGACCAGGCCGACUUUGAGUCGGACGAGCGGCAGUACCGCUGCAGCUACUGCAGGAAGUGCUAUAGCCACGCCUCCAGCCUGUACCGCCACCAGCAGACGCACACCGGGAAGAACGCCGGUGCACCACCACCCACCGAACGGACGCUGGAGCCGACUCAUCAGGACGCACGCUACACCUGCCCCCACUGUGGGAUGAGCUUCAAAGGCAGCAGGAUGCUGGGGAGUCACCUGCGGCUGCACGGGAAGCGGCGGAUUCACCCCUGCAACAUCUGUGGGAAGGAGUUCAACCACAGCUCAAGCCUGUCACGCCACCGCCUCAUCCACAAGAAAGGAAAAGGAAUCCCUAAGGAUGCCACCCUCAGCCCCACCGUGACCUCCCUGCGCCAUUCGCUGAAGGCAGGCAGGAAGAACAAGAAGACCAAGAGGCAGCAGCAGCACGUAGCAGCCGCCAUCGUUCAGAGUCAGGGUGGCGACAAGUUCUACGCCUGUCCGCAGUGUGACAUGAGCUUCAGGACGUCCACACAGCUGUCCAAACACCAGGUGACCCACGUCAAGGAGCUGCUGGACAACUACACGCCGGGUAAAGAAAACCUGGGCGAGACCUCGUCCGACCUCAAGAUUCGCCUCAAGCUCUGCUCCCGGGACAAGCCCAACUUCUACACCCUUUGUAAGAAGAACCGGCGCCGGGCGGGCCGUGCCGGAAAACGGGGUUCUACGACCUCCGAAGAGGAGGAGGGGGGAGGAGCCAGUCAUCACGGCUGCAGCCUGUGUGGGAAGCGCUUUAGCCACGCCUCCAGCCUGGCACGGCACCAGCAGACCCACAGGGCGGGGGAUGGCGGGCGGGGGAAGCUGCAGCAGCACCAGAAGCAGGUUCACACGAAGUCCGGACUCCCUGCUGCCAAGAACAAGACCUACACCUGCGCAGCCUGCAACAAGACCUUCAUGCACUCGUCCAGCUUCUCCCGCCACAAGAAGGCUCACGUGGAGGAGGAGCAGCGGGCCCACGCCACCACCGCAACCAAGCACCGGAAGAGACCCAUUUUAGACGAGACCGCCCCAUUGGAGUCCGACACAGAGUGACGCUGACCAGCUCUGGGUUCAGGACCUGCGCUUAGUUGGUUCUGAAACUGCGUUGGUUCUGAACUGGUUUGAGACCACUUCUCAAUAAGUCCUUGACCAGUUCUGGGCACCUGGACGUCCAGACUUUGGGACCUGGUUGGUUCAUCUCUGUAGAUAACAGCAGGACGUCCUUAUAUGGUCAAAUCUGAUGGUUAGAUUUAAAGUGCCCCCCUCAGCCCCCCCAGCCAUGUUUCCCAUCAGGCCCGGGACUUCUGUCAGCUCGCACAGCAUUCUGGGAAACUGAUCGUAUGGAAGUUUAUUUACUACGAAGUUUUAGAUCCUGAAACUCGUUUACAUUUUAUUUAUUUAUUCAGAAUCCCACUUUGUUUUUCUCAGAAUCAGCUGAUGUUUGUCGUUGAUAAACCUUCGUACGAGUCGGAGCAGCGACUCAUCUCCGUGUUUUUCCCUCUGUGACAUCAAGGUCCACUUCCUCCCUGAGUGAUUCUGAUUGGCUGACGUUCUCAUUGGUUAUCUGUUAAAUCAGUUUUAAAUUGUGAAACCGGAGACGAGUAGAUCGCUCCGCCUUGCUCCACAUUAACAUUUGCAUGAAGACUAUUACCUGCAGCUUGUCGGCCAUAUCUGUAGUUUUUCAGCAGGGUUUGUUUGACCUGCAGCGUCAGAGCGAUGGCGGCGGUUGAACAGGAAACUGCACUACGUAUUUAUGAAUUUGGAACAAUGUUAAUAUAUAAAUAUAAAUGGUAUUUAAAUGUUAAAAAAAAAAAACAGAACGCACCCUCGAUACCACAGCGACAUUCAUCGUUAAUCGUCAUCAUCAUCAGACGUCCGUUUACAAAAAUAAAAGCCUGUAGAUCAGAAAUAAGACUAUUAUUUCACUGAACAGACAUUGAAAUCGGGCGGGGGGGUGGAGACAUUGGCGACUUCUGUGAUGAAACAGGUGAAAUGUGAGAACUUUCGACUGAAAAAGACUGAAAAAGACAAAAGUGAAGGUCGUAUGAUGAUGUCACACGGUACUGGUCAACGUCUUGGACCGACCUCUCGCGGUGUUUCCUCGCCGUCAGACGGCAGUUGAUUGGACGUCAUUUGAUGAUAACAUGUUUGAGUGUGUGAGCCACAGGUCGUCGGGGUCACGUUACAAACCUACCGUAUAACCCCCCCACCCCCCCUUGUUUUUGGACACUGUCCUCGUUCGUCUGUUUCACAUUUAGCUCCAUGUGGUUUUGUUUGUUCACCUGCAGGUCGUGGUCGUCGUGUUGUGUUUGAAUAGAAUAAAACCUGUCGACAUGUUUUCUCUUGUGUUUUGUAAUAAACAUUUAAAAUAAG
Hippoglossus stenolepis (Pacific halibut) is the source of this 3146-nucleotide messenger RNA. Its product is annotated as zinc finger protein 135. The record is from RefSeq and is a predicted model, not a curated record. Bases 381 to 1826 code for a protein of 481 amino acids. The transcript has 3 exons. Lineage: Eukaryota; Metazoa; Chordata; Actinopteri; Pleuronectiformes; Pleuronectidae.